CAUUGCUUCUGUACAAUUUACACAAUUUUUUUCGUGCAAUGUUAAUGUUAGUAGGCUAAGCGAGAUUAAAUAAACAAUAAAUAAAUUAAAUGUCAGUGUGGAUAAACUAGUCUGUGGGUUGGCUGCAAGAAAAGUGAAAUCGUGUGAGGACACAGAUACAUAUCGAGAUAAAGUAAAAAGAUAUAGAAACUGGGGAUGAGCAACUACCGUUAUCAGGGGGCCGGUGUCGGAGGCGGAGGCGUGGCCGGGGUUCGUGGAUACAGUGGGAUCGAGAUGCGCGAGGUAAUGCAUCCGCAUCAUUUCACGUAUGUGAGCCAGUGCGUCAAAUACAUGAUCUUCAUGCUGAACUUUGUGUUCUGGUUAUUUGGCGGAUUGCUCCUGGGAAUCGGAAUCUACGCCUUUAAGGACAAGUGGGAGGAGGCCAACGGGUCGGUGCGGCUGGAAAACUUCUACGAUGUGUUCCUUAACAUCUCCCUGGUAUUGAUCGAAUCUGGCAUGGUCAUCUUCCUGGUCAGUUUUUCUGGAUGUGUGGGCGCUUUGCGGGAGAACACUUUCUUGCUGAAGCUAUACUCCAUGUGCCUGUUGCUCUUUUUCCUCAUGGAAAUGGCCAUCGCCAUAAUUUGCUUUAUUUUUCCUCAGUACAUGAACACCUUUCUUGAAAAACAGUUCACGGACAAGAUCAUCCACUCGUAUCGAGAUGAUCCGGACUUGCAGAACUUCAUCGACUUUGCCCAACAGCAGUUCAAGUGCUGCGGUCUCAGUAAUUCGGGCUACCAGGAUUGGAGAAAAAACGAGUACUUUAACUGCAGCUCGCCGUCGGUGGAGAAAUGUGGAGUGCCCUACAGUUGCUGCAUCAAUUCCACCGAUAUAUCCUCCGGUCUGGUGAAUAUCAUGUGCGGCUACGGCGUCCAAGAGGCUCCCGUGCCGGAGGCCAGGAAGCGGAUCUGGACCAGCGGGUGCAUCGAGGUUGUGAGAGUUCAGGCCGAGCACAAUCUGUACAUGAUUGCCGGUAAUGCCCUGUUUAUUGCCCUCAUUCAGCUGUUGGUCAUAUAUUUGGCUAAGACACUGGAGGGUCAAAUCGAGCUACAAAAGUCGCGUUGGGCGACGUGAGAUCCGGGUCAGCCCGAAUUUUACGGGCCCCACGAUCACACCUGAAUGUUGACAAUGUCGCAUACUCUCAGAAUCCCUAGUUUUAUAAAACCACUCAUUCAUGAUUAGCUCGUAAAAAUUCUUGCACCAGAAAAAAAUUCUGACUGCUUGAUUAUAAAUUUACCCAUUGACCUUGCUAUUAUAUUUCAAAUAUUUAUACAUUAUCUUAAAAAAGGCAUGACAGUCUUAUAGCAAGUGAGGCUUCCAUGUGUCAUAUUCCCAUUUUCGAUUUUUUGUAUACAUUGUGUUUGCAAUUUUUACCGUGCAAUAUUUUUGUUGACCCUUUUUCAAAAGACAACAAACCAUGAGAAAUUAAUAUUUGUAUUAUAUUUUUUAAUAUGCUUUCCAAAAUGCUUUAUUGAUUUGAUAGUCGAUAGUUUGUGGGAUUAUUUUCUGAUAUUCAUCAAUAUUUUCGUUACAAUCGACCCACUUUAAAGUUGAUUUUGUAUAUAUAUAACUAUACAUAAACCCAAUACUUUUUUGAGUAUUUUUUAAUCCAUAUACUACAUAUGCUCAUCUCAAUCCGACCAAACAAUGCCAUAUAUUACGCCAGUGAAUAACUUGAUAAAUCUCGAUGCAUUUAUUUAUACGUAAUGCAAUUAUAGUAAAAAAAACAAUAACCAACAUAGUGAACGAAUCUUGAAUAUCUAUGAAUAAUAGCAAUUUUUAAAUGUAUUAUUAACCUAGAACCCUACAACUGUAGAUUUAUUAUAAUAAAAGACGUAAAAAAAAAUGCAAAAUG
Drosophila rhopaloa is the source of this 1891-nucleotide messenger RNA. RefSeq names its product tetraspanin-33. Gene Ontology annotation, biological process: protein localization to plasma membrane; protein maturation. NCBI's taxonomy places the organism in Eukaryota, Metazoa, Arthropoda, Insecta, Diptera, Drosophilidae. The transcript has 3 exons. The coding region runs from base 196 to 1110 and encodes 304 amino acids. The record is from RefSeq and is a predicted model, not a curated record. Gene Ontology annotation, cellular component: membrane.